GUCCCACAUGGACAGACCGACCUGCCGAAUGCGGAGAGCCACGAGGCGAUACGGCAUGUUCGUUUCUCUCGCGAAGUUCACACCCGCGACCAGCAGACCGACAAUAUCCUCUACCACAUCGACUUCGACGAACAGGAGCCCUUACUCCAGCACCUUCGACGACUUCAGGCUCCCAGGCUUACCUUCGACUUCACCGACCGUUGCCACAACAAGGUAUCAGACUACAUGGUGCGAACAUUUCCAUACCGACAGCUUCCACGAGAUUCUCGCCUGUAUUUAUACACCGACGGCUCCAAACACCCACGCCAACAUGGUCAAGACGGAUGGUCGGUUGUACUCGUCGGAGAAGACGAAGAAGGCUUCUCUUUUCAAGGCGCAAUAGUCGGCAAGCACCGCGACUCCACCCUCGUAGAGAUCCAAAACCUCACGGACAACGAGACCACCUCGACAUCCAGCGAGAUCACAGCGCUCAUCUGGGCGUUCGCCUACAUCAUCCACAAGGACAUCCACCACAGCAUUUCGGUCCACUCCGACUCGCUGGGAGCGAUCCAACUGGCCAGGAUGGAGGCUUUUACUAACCGCGACGCCCACCUUGUGCAGCUACUGGUGAUCAUGUACUCGCACGUCAAGGACUACCCGCACCCACAACCCGAAUGGGCCGACAUACUCAACGCGUCCCCUCAGCGCAGCUGGGAAUUCCUACUUGAUGCCGACAACCACACCAAGGACGCUUACCCAUCCUUUUCACCUGGGAUGCUCAGGGCCCAACGCAUCGAUACCACGGCAACGACAGCUCACCUUUCGACACCAGCCAAGACCACGAAGACCUCGACCGAGAUAGACGUCAACAUCGCCACCUACAACAUCCAGUCAGGGCGCGAACCUGGCCUCGGCGCUCGACGGCGCAAAGAGAAGAUCCACAAGCUCAGAAAGACUAUGCUCAACCUGUACAUGGAGGACCUCCACCUGAUCGGCAUCCAGGAAGCCCGCACGCCCUGGGGAGUUCGCAGUGGCAACGACAUCACCAGCACGAGUGCGUACGCCUACCACGUCAUCUCAGGGGGCCACGACCGGUACAACCUCGGCUGCGAGCUCCACAUACUCACCAGCAAGCCGUACGGAAAGGCAGGAGCCAAGGACCUCUACUUCCGCCCCGAUCAGUUCACUGUCAUCGAGCACAGCCCUCGGCACCUCAUAGUAAGGAUCGAAGCCCCAGGCUUUCGACACACAGUCCGCGUCGCCCAUGCACCACAUUCACGAGCCACGCCACACGAGAAGGAUACCUUCUGGGAGACGAUCGAGUGCGCAACCUCUAACCACAAUAUCAACAUCCUCUUCAUCGACGCAAACGCUCGAACGGGCAGCUUAUGCAGCCAGGCAAUCGGCGAUCAAGGCUUCAAGCAAAAGGAGAACGACAACGGCGAACGCUUCCACAAGGUCCUGCAAGGUAACUCUCUCAUCGCCGCGAAUACCUUCAAAAGCGGUGGCCAGGACCACUACACCUGGGACUCAGGCAAGGACGUGCACAGACUGGACUACAUAGUGGUUGGCCACGAGCUCUUCGACUCCAUCUCCUACACGUCCGUAAUGUACGGCAUCGACACAGUAGACGACCACUCACACAAGAACGACCACUUCCCUGUCAAGGCCAACCUCGCCUACACCGUCGAGACCGCCUACCAACGCGGCACGCCCAAGCUCGACAUCGCUAAGCUCGACUCCGAGACAGCCAAGAACGACUUUCAACGACGCCUGCAGCAGAUCCAACACCCUCCCUGGGAGACCAACCUCAACGACCAUACUAAGAGCAUCGUCGAUCAGAUAAAGGACGCAGCCUACGCCAGCUUCAAGAAGCAGCAUCAUGCCCCCCGCAAGCCCUACAUUACCGAGGCCUCCUACGCGCUUCUUCGAUUCCGACGCACCCUCCUCAAGACGAUCCGCAUAGUGAAAAGGAAUGGCAUUGGCUCCAAGAAAUCACGCAGACGGAUCCGAUACACCGCGCACCUCAUCGCAAACCAGUCGGCUUCAGCGUCCCCUGACGACGUCAUCCACCUCCUGGACAUCCCUGGAUACACCAAGUUGAUGAUCAAGACCAUCCUCUUCAUCAACCACGCGGACCCCGACCAUACCACGGCUCCACACCACGACAGCACCUCCUGCACAACCACCUUCACUACUGAUCUUUUCGGCUCAUACAUGAGCUUCAUCCAAGAUGCCGACCGCGCUCUCAGAAACCGCCUCGACCACGACCGCGACGCCCACCUCGAGCGCUUCUCCGACAACAUGAUAUUAUCAGCAGCAGGGAAUGCCCCUCGGCAGGAAUGGGCAAGCGUGAGGGCCUUACUCACAUAUGGCGGCCGUACACCUAAGAGAACUCCGACUCCCAAAAUACGCCAAGACGAUGACGGCGCUCCACUCACGACGCCACAAGCCAUCGCGGAGCACGCCCUUCGAUACUACGGCAACAUCGAGAACGGCAUCAACACCGACAUCGAAGGCGUCGUCAAGUACUACAACAACAAGACUGCGCACACUAAGCCGACCCCCCACAUCGACAACGUCCAGACCAUCCACAACCUGACAUCCGCCCUGGCAGCCGCCAAGAAAGGCAGACGCGGCGGGCCCGACGGGAACACCGACGACAUGGCACGAGCAGCGCCGCGCCAGAUGGCCCGACUUCUGCACCCCAUCAUGGUGAAGAUGCAGCUGAUGACGACGGAGCCCAUUUCGGCGAAGGGCGGCUUCUCCACCCAUUUCUCCAAAGGACAAGGACAGCUUCAUCUGCAGAAAGCCUACAGGGGCAUCCUCCUGAACAACACUAUUGGCAAGAUCAACAGCAAGUUCCUGAGAGGCCUCUUCCGCGACAUCUUACCCGACCUGCUUAUGGACACACAAUGCGGCGCCGUCCCUCACAAGGCGACUGACUUCAUCACUCACACCGCCUACACCUUCUUAGACGACUGCCGUACGCAGGCUCGCACGGGCAGCAUCCUCUUCCUGGACUUGAAAGAAGCCUUCCAUUCGGUAAUCAGGGAGUUCAUUUUCCAGCUGCCGACUCAGGAGGACGAGCUCGAAGACGUCAUCGACAACAUCGAGAUUACCAUCUGCCUUCUUCCCUCUCUACGACAACGCCUUCGCUGUCCAGCACAUCUCAACGCCCACGUCGACGACUCUCACCUCUGCGCCCUCGUUGCCGACCACCACACGGCCAACUGGAUGACCGCCAAGGGCACCGACGCAUACGUGAUCCCUCGCACCAGUACCAGGCCAGGGGUGCCAUACUCCGACGCGGCUUUCAACAUGCACUUCUCCCUGGUGCUUCAGCUGACCAACAUGUCCUUCGUCGAUGACCUCACCGACUUCAACUCGACCACCCGCCACUCCGACAUCAUUGACAUUACGAGAACUUCAGCCGAACGACUAUGCCGUACAGCAUUCACCUACGGGCUCAAGCCACACCCAGACAAGACCAAGGUCAUCCUCUCCUUUAACGGGACGGGAUCCAACGUCGCACGCAGUAGGCUUGCACAGCAGAACAUUACAUCAAUCCAGCUGAGCAUCAUGUCGAUCUCGGUCCAGAUCACAGACCAGCACCGACUCUUAGGCACCAUCCUCACCAGCGGCAGCAUGGGCCCCGAGGUGCAGAAUCGCAUGCGACGAACCGACGCUUCGGCACGAGCUCUUGAGAGGCAAAUCCUACGACGUCGACGCCUACCCCGCAAAACAAAGAUCAAGUACGUGCACGCCCUCUCGACUGCCUCAUUAACCUUCAACCACCACGUCUGGCCAGCACUGACCCAGACUGACCACCAGCGCAUCUCCAAUGCCUACUCGAAGCCCUAUCGCACGGCAGCUGGAAUACCCAAAGCUAACUCGCAGCUUCAUCAUUUCACGGCCACCGAAGUAGUAGCCUACACUGGCAUCCCCGACUUCGACCACCACCAGUCUGCUGGAAGGCUGCGAUACUUACCACGGCUUCUACGAUACGCUCCUCAGCAGCUCCUCCAACUGCUUGACAACCAGCGACGGAGAAAGGGCUCAUGGACAUACAUGCUUUUCCAGGACUUCGACUUCCUGCGCACAUACCUGGACGACCAGCGCUGGCCCACGACCAGCAAGCUCGACUCCGACGUUUUUGCAUGGGCACGCGCCACGCCGAAGCACUUCAGCAACUCCGUCAACCUGGCUGUCACAAACUACAUCCGCGCAUCCAAAGACCGCGCCCACGUCGACAAGCUGACCAAGGUGCUCAGACCCGACGGUCCCAUUGGUGCGGACCCCACGCCAUCACGCGACAACGGCGCCAGCAACUUCAUCUGCUACGAGUGUGGAAUCGUUACCAAGACCAAGCAGGGCAUGGCAAUACAUAUCG
Messenger RNA from Prorocentrum cordatum, 4372 nucleotides. Lineage: Eukaryota; Dinophyceae; Prorocentrales; Prorocentraceae. The record is from the annotation of a GenBank genome assembly.